AUGAUGGACAGCAGGAUACUGGAUCCACCUCAUGCCCAGUUCGGAGGCUCUCUCGGCGGGAUGGUGGGCUUUCCGUACCAUCUAAGCCACCAUCAUGUUUACGAAUUAGCCGGUCAUCAACUUCAAUCUGCGGCCGCAGUUCCUUUUUCAAUAGACGGAUUACUUAAUGGUUCCUGCACAGCUUCAGUGGUUAAUUCAAACCAGCUCUUGUCUGGCUGUGGUAUGAAUGGAGAUAACCAGCAGUACAAGCUGACAGAUUCGUGUGACCCAGACAAGGAUAGCCCUGGUUGUAAGAGACGACGAACUCGCACAAAUUUCACUGGUUGGCAACUGGAAGAAUUAGAAAAGGCUUUUAAUGAGAGUCACUAUCCGGACGUGUUCAUGAGGGAAGCACUGGCUCUGAGAUUGGACUUGAUAGAAUCGAGGGUACAGGUCUGGUUCCAAAACCGUAGAGCUAAGUGGAGGAAAAAAGAAAACACAAAGAAGGGUCCAGGGCGACCAGCUCACAACUCCCACCCAACAACAUGCAGCGGGGAGCCCAUGGACGCGGAAGAGAUCGCCAGGCGAGAACUGGAGAGGAUGGAGAAGAAGAAGAGGAAGCAGGAGCGAAGACUGUUGAGGUCCCAGAAUAAACUUUUGUCGGGGGACCUAUUUCACACCCCAGGAUCUGACAGUGACAGCGGAGUGUCACAAGUGACAGACAGUGAACAAAAUCCACACUGUGACUCUGUAGGCCGAAACCAAACCCAAUCGAGCUGUGACCAAACACCACAAACCCUCCAGAACCAAAGACACUUGAACCAAGAUGCUGGUGGAUCCGAGCUGGACUCGUCCGACAGCAGUCAACAGUCAAGCAUGUGCGCCAACAGCAGAGCCUCCACCCUUCAGAAACUGAACCCAUUCAGCGUAGAAAGCCUUCUAUCCGACUCCAGACCAAGGCGCAAACCGAACAUAGAUGGAUUUUCUGCCUUACCCUCCUCGCGGCCUUUGAUAGGGAAAGGACAUUUCUUACUCUAUCCUAUCACCCAGCCGCUUGGAUUCAUUGUUCCUCAGACUGCUUUGAAGACAACACCACCAGACUCAGAUACUGACAACUCCACACAAAGAACCCCAGUGAAUGACAGCAGCUUAUCUGCCAAUACUGGACAUAAAAACCACAAGGAGUCCAACAAUCUCGACGCGACAGCAAUCAAAGUGCAGGUCAACUUUACCGGGAAAAAUACUAGUUCCCCACAGAACAGCCCAGGCCAUGCUACCUUUUCCAGUAGCAACUGUAGUCAGCCUUCAGCCAGUUGUAGUGCAACAUAUUUCCAAGAUGAUGAUGAUUCAAAGUAUCUGCCAUUAGACAAAAAAGAGCAGUCUGUUAAAGACUACCCAGAGACUUCCGAGUCUGUGACAACCAACUGUCCACCAGAGACAAAGACAGAGACUCAAGAUGUCGGUAUGGAAUAA
Salvelinus namaycush (lake trout) is the source of this 1452-nucleotide messenger RNA. RefSeq names its product homeobox protein unc-4 homolog. Bases 1 to 1452 code for a protein of 483 amino acids. Gene Ontology annotation, molecular function: sequence-specific double-stranded DNA binding; DNA-binding transcription factor activity, RNA polymerase II-specific. Gene Ontology annotation, biological process: regulation of DNA-templated transcription. The record is from RefSeq and is a predicted model, not a curated record. The transcript has 3 exons. NCBI's taxonomy places the organism in Eukaryota, Metazoa, Chordata, Actinopteri, Salmoniformes, Salmonidae.